UUCUUUUCUCUUCCUUUAGCCUAGCAUUACCAGGAUGGAAAAUGAUGAAAGUGUAUUAAGGAGGAAAUUAGAAAUGGUCUGUGGUGUUCCCCUAUUCUGGAGUAUUGUUGAAGAAUGGGCCCAGGUGGAAUCAUUCCAAGCGAGGCCAGAUGACCUUCUCAUUUCCACCUACCCGAAAUCAGGCACUACAUGGAUGAGUGAAAUUGUGGACAUGAUUCUGAACGAUGGAGAUCCUGACAAAUGCAAGAGGGAUGCAAUUUUCAACAAAGUGCCCAUGUUGGAAUUUGCUGCCCCUGGAAAGAUGCCACCAGGUACAGAGAAACUGGCCGAGAAGUCAUCUCCUCGUUUAGUGAAAACCCACCUCCCAGUCCAGCUCCUUCCAAUGUCCUUCUGGGAAAAUGGCUGCAAGAUGAUCUAUGUUGCCCGAAAUGCCAAAGAUGUAGCUGUCUCCUUCUACCAUUUUGACCUGAUGAACAAGCUGCAUCCAGACCCCGGCACGUGGGAGCAAUACAUUGAGAAAUACAUGGCAGGCAGAGUUGCGUAUGGUUCCUGGUAUGACCAUGUGAAAGGCUGGUGGGAGAAGAGAAAGGACCAUCCCAUUUUAUACCUGUUCUAUGAGGACAUGAAAGAGGAUCCAAAGCGUGAAAUUCGCAAGGUGAUGCAUUUCCUGGGGAAGGAUCUGAAGGAAGAGGUUCUGGACAGGAUCGUCUAUCACACUUCAUUUGAAAUGAUGAAAGAGAAUCCCACCACAAAUUAUAAGAUGACCCCAAAUGAUGUUAUGGAUCAAAGCAUCUCCCCUUUCAUGCGUAAAGGGAUUGCUGGGGACUGGAAGAAUCACUUUACUGUGGCCCAGAAUGAGACAUUCAAUGAAGAUUACGAGAGGAAAAUGGCUGGGACCAACCUGCAGUUCCGAACAGAGAUCUGAAGGAGCCUGGCAUCUUAGUGCUGUAGUUCUAAUUCACGGUUCUCUGUCGUUUCU
Messenger RNA from Mauremys mutica (yellowpond turtle), 979 nucleotides. RefSeq names its product sulfotransferase 1 family member D1-like. Gene Ontology annotation, molecular function: sulfotransferase activity. The coding region runs from base 35 to 925 and encodes 296 amino acids. The transcript is spliced from 8 exons. Gene Ontology annotation, biological process: sulfation. Gene Ontology annotation, cellular component: cytoplasm. NCBI's taxonomy places the organism in Eukaryota, Metazoa, Chordata, Testudines, Geoemydidae. The record is from RefSeq and is a predicted model, not a curated record.